AUGGGACGCCGUAUCCGUAUCCAGCGUAAGGGAGCUGGUGGUAUCUUCAAGAGCCACAACAAGCACCGCAAGGGAGCCUCCAAGCUCCGCCCGCUCGACUAUGCCGAGCGUCACGGUUACAUCAAGGGACUCGUGAAGGACAUCAUCCACGACCCAGGAAGAGGAGCUCCGCUCGCCAUCAUUGCCUUCCGCGAUCCGUACAAGUACAAGACCGUCAAGACGACUGUCGUCGCUGCCGAGGGCAUGCACACCGGACAGUUCAUCCACUGUGGAGUGAAGGGUGAGUUCUGAGGAUUUUUUGUUUUGGAAAAAUGACCAUUGUCCUCUUUUAAUUUGCCUGAAUUAGUUUAAUUCUACGCUCACCCAGGAGGACAAUAUGAACUCGUGGCUCUUACCCCCGGUGUGAUUUUGUGUCAGAAUCGGUCAUUGCGCGCAUGCACAAUUGUUCAUCACUUGUUUCCACCCGAAAAAAUAAAACUGCUCUCACAAAUUAUAUUUCUUUCAGCCCAAGUCCAGAUCGGAAACAUCGUUCCAGUCGGAACCCUUCCGGAAGGAACCACGAUCUGCAACGUCGAAAACAAGUCUGGAGACCGCGGAGUUAUCGCUCGUGCUUCCGGUUAGUUGAAUCUCGAAAGAAUUUUUAGAUUCAUUCAUUUUGUUUUCAGGAAACUACGCCACCGUCAUCGCCCACAACCCGGACACCAAGAAGACCCGUAUUCGUCUCCCAUCCGGAGCCAAGAAGGUCAUCCAGUCCGCCAACAGAGCCAUGAUCGGACUCGUCGCCGGAGGAGGACGUACCGACAAGCCGCUUCUCAAGGCUGGAAGAUCUUACCACAAGUACAAGGCCAAGAGAAACAGCUGGCCACGCGUGAGAGGAGUUGCCAUGAACCCAGUUGAGCAUCCCCACGGAGGAGGUAACCAUCAGCACAUUGGACACCCGUCUACCGUCAGAAGAGACGCCAGUGCCGGAAAGAAGGUCGGUCUCAUCGCCGCCCGUCGUACCGGAAGAAUUCGUGGAGGAAAGCCAGUCAAGUUCACCAAGGAGGAAACUGUCUAA
Molecule: messenger RNA, 1057 nt
Organism: Caenorhabditis sp. 36 PRJEB53466
Lineage: Eukaryota; Metazoa; Nematoda; Chromadorea; Rhabditida; Rhabditidae
Source: the annotation of a GenBank genome assembly